UCUCCAUCCACAGGGUAAUAACUGUGUAUUCCGUACAGAUUUGAAGAAGAAACAAGAUGUUUCAACAUGUUAAUUUUAUGUGGCCACAUGGAAUAAAAGAAACACUUCCACUCUGAAUGAAAAUAGGAUGGCUUGUGUUCAAAUAUAUCUGUGCUCCAAUCCAGAGGAUUCUGUGGUUGAGAGGAGGUUGCUGAGGGAGAGUGUUUUCCCCAAACUGAGAGAAUACUGUAGACGCAUGCAUGGGGUUGACUUCAGGGUUAUUGACCCUUAUGAAGCAGCUGAUCCCAAAAAAUGGUGUUCGCAGCGGGCACGACUGCAGCUGCUGGAGGAUUGCAGGACGAAUUCUAUCGGCCCUUUCUUUGUGGGGUUGGUGGGAGAACAGUAUGGUGAUGCAUGUUUACCUGAGCAGAUUGAAGUCUCAGAGUUCCAGUGUCUUCUGCUGGUGUGCGAGCGCAUGGGCCUCAGGACAGACAUCCUGAAAAGAUGCUACCAGAGAGAUGAGAAUGCCAUACCUCCUUCAUUUGUUCAUAUUAAACACUAUGGUAUCCAGCAAGAAAAUCCAAUUGAGGAGAACGACUGGUCCGAGGUACUUCCUGAGGUGAGGAGAAUCCUUCAAGAUGUUGUGAAACAUUGUAUCCAGGAGGGCACUAUGACACAUGACAAAUCUCAGAAAUAUUUUCGGUCUGCCCUUGAUACUGACAUCCGCUUUGCAUAUGAAGACCCUUCUACCAAAGAUAAUGCGAGAUGUCUUUGCUACGUUCAUAAAAUAACUUUCCAAAGGAAAGCUAAUAGAUUGCUCCCUAACGAACAAGCCCAGACAGACCGGCUGUCCCAGCUCCGAGAUCACUUCCUGCCAAGCUUGGUUGGCUCGCACAAGGCCCUGGUGUACUGCCUCACCACAGAGUCUAAUUGUUGGCAAGGUUACUUGCCUGAAAUGAGACUGAACUUUGCUGUUGGUCUGAGUGAACAGCUACAUACAGAUCUUAAGGGUCUCAUUGAUCGUGCCAUCUCAAAAAGAGAACAGGCUUCUGUCAUCGAUAAAUUUGGCCAGAAUGAUUUGUGUCGCAUCUUUUCUUCCCUUUACAGAAUUGAACGUGCAGAAAUCAAACAUAUUAAAGCAUACUUGGAGGAAAGAAAUACCAAAUUUCCCUUUGUACUCAAUGGUAGACCAUGUUCAGGCAAAACUGUGCUUCUGGCUCACUGUGCAAGUCAGGCAUCCAUUUGGUUGAAGGAUCUGGAUCCUGUGAUUAUUGUGUACUUCAUAGAUAUCAACAGCUCCCUGAGACAGCUUCUCAAAACCCUUUGUGAAAGUCUUGCUUCAGGCUACAAGCAUCUAUACAGUACCUGUCUUAACGACAUCUUUCAACUGAAAGAACAUUUCAAAAGGCUCCUGAAUGCAAACUUGAUGUCCAGGAAUCUCUUGGUGCUCAUCGUAGAUGGGCUUGACCAACUGCCAGUGACUGAUGGACCACUGGAUUUGACAUGGCUUCCCAAGACUUUACCUCCAAAUUUAAAGCUUCUCAUCUCCUGCACGGCAAACAGCCCUGCCAUUUGUUCUACUCUGAAGAUAUAUUAUCCAGAAUCAACCCUGUUCUGCGAGUUGCAGCCAGUAGAGAGUAAAAGCUGUAGUCAGCUAUUGACAACACUUCUUCAGGCAUCCAAUAGGAAGAUCACCUCAGGCCAACAGGUGCAUGUGAAUCAGGCUUUUAAGAAAUGCUCCAUCCCACUAAAUGUAGAGCUUUUUCAUAGACAGUCAAGCCUCUGGAGCUCAGAGUUUGAAAUCACAGAGAACAUGUUGGUCCAAGGCAUCCAUAAUAAAAUUGUUUUGAUGUUUGAUCAUCUGGAGAGGAAGCAUGGGAAAGCUUUGGUCUCCAGAGCUUUAAGCUAUCUUACCUUGGCCAGGUAUGGCAUGACUGCAGCUGAGCUGACUGAUGUUCUUUCUUGUGAUGAUGAAGUUUUAGCAUCUUUCCUUCCGCCAAAUGACUGUAUACCACUUUCGUUGAGGGUGCCUGAGGUUUCGGUGGAAAGUCUUCUUUUCGACCUUAAGGGGUUUCUAGAGCUGUGGAACAUUUGGGGUACCCAAAUUCUUUUCUGGGUCAGCAGACACUUCCGUUUGGCAAUAUGCAAGAAAUACCUAUGUUCAAUGGCAACGCGUCAGAAACUGCAUAAUGUUCUGUCAGUCUAUUUUAGUGGCUCAUGGGCUGAUGGCAAAGCAAACCCUUUGAUUUUUGAUGAAGACUUCAAAAUUCCAGGCUCUUUAGACAAAACACAGAAGAUCUACACUGAUCGACAAGUGCCUAGUCAACCUUGGAUCUUCUGUCCCCCUUCCUUUAUGUCUACUGCCAUUAGUUCAAAAGAGAGAACACAUGCUAAUCUGAGGAAACUCCAUGAACUCCCAUUCCAUCUGUUGAAAAGUGGGAGACUUGAGGAGCUUGGUAACCAAAUGACUUCUCAAGUAUUCCUCCAGGCAAUGCUGCAAGCAAUGAUGGGUGACGAACUGUUACUGUGGCUCGAGAGGACAUCUCAGCUGUUUUUUCCCAGAGAACUUCAGCUCCUAAGCAUCAUCCUACGAUCUUCUGCUUGUCUACUGUGCAACAACCCUGCUGACCUGCCAACAGUACUGCAGGCCAAACUCCUUCCUUUUCUGAGUGUUUACCCUACAUUGGAGGAAUGUGUUUAUCCGGCAAAAUCUGAUGAUGUCAUCAGGAGAAAUGGGCUCAAUUCUGUGCUAUCCCCAGUUCCUUUGGUCCCUUAUACCCAUUGUACCCUAAAUGAGUCCAAAGCUUCCCAUAUUACACAAUCAGCUGGAUCUCACUCUGGCACUGUAGUGGUUAUCCUGGAGAAUGGUGCUGCUUGGGUUUGUAAUGGAGGUGUAUUUGAAGCUUCCAAACUACCAGAGUCAUCUCAUCUGCGGUUCACAAGCGUCAGUAGCUGUGAAAAUAUAUUUCUUCUCAGCAGCCAUUGUGGUAAGCUUGUGUUAUGGGAUACAAACGCUCCCACACGCCCUCAAGAAAUUCGAACCCGACACACAGAAAAGGGUGAAAGCUCCAUUCUUGAGGGGUUUUUGGUGUCCAAUGACAAACUAUUUGUGUGGUGGAAAGGACAAAAUGUUGUCAAUAUAUUUGUCGAGAGAGAGGAAUAUACCCAGCUGCACUGCACUCAUGAGAUAACCUGUGUGUCAUGUUCUGAGGGUGGUAAUAUAAUUUACUGUGGACAGAAUGAAAGUUCUGUGACAAUAUUUGAUUGGGCCAAUGGCCAGCUUCUUGCCACUAUCACUUGUCCAAAAAAGAUACCAUUAAUUGACAUGAUUCAUGUCUCUGAAUGUGAUGAGCUACUAACUUGCAUAGAUGAAGCUGGGAAUGUGUUUGCUUGGAAUCUUGAGAUUAUAACAGAACCAGUUCUGAUAAGUGAGACCCAUUGCAGAACCUUGGAGAAGGUGUUAAACAUUGACCACAAAAGGGACAACUUUCUCCUCAUUUGUAAAAGGCAACAAAUACAACUUAUUGACAUUCAUCAAAUGGAUGUGCUCGAUCAAUUAAAUCCACCAAAAGGAAAAACAUUUAAGAUAGCAUUUAUGGAUCGAGACUCCCACUUCAUCCUUGGUUUGCUUAGCAAUUGCCCAUUUCUGCUAGUGUGGAACUGUGCCAGUGGACAAUGUGUGUUGAGUUUGGACACAAAUGGUCAAACUAGUAAUCUUCUGAAUUGUGGGGCCAUUUACCUGGCAGCAAUCACAAAUUCAUGUGUUCUUAUUUGGGACAUGGAUCUUAUCACGGCUUCAGCAAUGGCCCCAAAAUCUGGAAAGAGGGUGGAGAUGGUGGUUGUGGGAUGUCAUGGAAAAAGCUGCUACUCAACAGAUGGCUCAGAAUAUGUAUGGAAGUGGGAGGUUUUGAAGGGUAAAGUUGAAGGUUAUUUCUUUCACCAUGGUUCUGUGGACUCCAUGUCCAUCUCUGCAGAUGGUGACUACCUUGUGACUAUUGCAACAGGAGACAUCUAUGUCUGGGACACCAACAGUGGGAAAAACCUUCACAGAAUCUCAGGCAGUCAAGCAUACAAUGUUUUAAUAACUCCCAAAGGGAACACUGGAGUAACCCUUUCAGAGACCAGCCCAUCAAGGGUUUGGAAGCUGCAGAGUGGCCACAAGAUUUGCAGCAUUCAUCUUCAUCUCAGAAAUCCAAUCAUUUCAUCAGAGAGCACCUUCCUUUUUGGUAUUGACACUGGGGACCUCCUGGCUGUAAGUCUCUGGUCUGGUAAUGUUAGCAAACGGUUCUCCUGCUCUGACCAGUCAGAUGUUGUUGCCUUCCAUUCUCUGCUUAACCAUCCAGAUUAUGUGAUUGUUGCUUCAGCCACAGGGUCUUUGUACUCCUGGAGGUUAACAGAGGAUACUAUUUGUCAUCAAUUCCAACUGCCAGAAUCUUUCUUGUGCCAACCUGAGGUCUUCAGACUAUCAUCAGAUGUUGGUUAUGCCAUCCUUUCAAUCACUGAAUCCACUAUAAACAUCUUAGACCUUUCCAAAAGUAUGUUGUGCUCUUUGAGAACAGAAGGACCUGUUCAGCAGUCAUAUGUGGCUGUAGGCAUAUCUAAUCAAUAUGUGGUAUAUAUAUGUUACUCCUCUCAGGAAUGCCAGAAUGUAUUCUGUGAUCUUCACGAAAAGCCGAUACUGGUAGUUGUCCGUAUGGCAGAUGGGGAAACAGUUGGCAGGUUCUAUUUGUGUAAGAAGCCCUCUACUCUAACCGUGUCAGAUGAUUUAUUAGUGUUUGUAGGGUUUGAGGAUGGUUCUGUUGGGGUCUAUGCUGUUAAUGACGUCAAGAUGAGUGACACCAACUGGAAAGGAGAUGGUCAAAGACUAAUACCUUUGUGUCCAUUAGAGGAGUCACUGAUGUGGGUACCUCUGGUGAAUCCUAACCUUACAUGGGUUGAGUUGGCUUCUCUUAAAUCAUUCUAGUGUGACUGUAAAUGCGUGUGUUGCUCUAUCAAUGCUCAGCACAAUGCACUGUGGUAAAACAUGGGCAUGUUUACUUGGUUGUUUUAACAUGGCAUAUGGGUGUGAUGUGUGAAGAUAAAUCUGAUAUUUUUUACAAUGAGUUACAUGUGAGAUGUAAAUCCAUUUAUUGCAUGGACAACAGACUAAUUAGUUAAUAGAGUACAUGCAGUUUAAUAAGAAGCAAGUGAUUUACAAAUGUUUAUUGUAUGAAUAAUGUACUUUUUUGUUAGUUUGUCUGCCUAAACUCAGCAAGAUACAAAAAGAUGAGAAAGCAGAUGUGAACGUGACUACUGCUGUACUAAACCAAUUUUGAAAAUAUUAUAUUAUAUUGUACUUUUAUAUACUAUUAUUUUGUACUUUAUAUUAUAUUGUAUAGACUGUUUUUGUUUUAUAGUACAAAAAGUGUUAUACUUUAACGUGAUGUUGUAAUGUGGGAUCAUUGGGAAUGGUGGGAACAUUGUAAUGGAUGAACAAAAAACAGUAGCUAGAAUGAUUUAUCUGACUCAAUUUGUAAUAACCUCUUUGUGUAUCUUUUUGUUCAUUUGUUUUAUACCAUGUCAGUAAGAAAAAAAUAAUACAAAUAAAAACUU
Messenger RNA from Xyrauchen texanus (razorback sucker), 5571 nucleotides. Its product is annotated as NACHT and WD repeat domain-containing protein 2. NCBI's taxonomy places the organism in Eukaryota, Metazoa, Chordata, Actinopteri, Cypriniformes, Catostomidae. The record is from RefSeq and is a predicted model, not a curated record. Gene Ontology annotation, molecular function: protein binding. The transcript has 7 exons. The coding region runs from base 128 to 4942 and encodes 1604 amino acids.